This is a messenger RNA of Pseudomyrmex gracilis, 2458 nucleotides long. RefSeq names its product polypeptide N-acetylgalactosaminyltransferase 3-like. Bases 349 to 2169 code for a protein of 606 amino acids. NCBI's taxonomy places the organism in Eukaryota, Metazoa, Arthropoda, Insecta, Hymenoptera, Formicidae. The record is from RefSeq and is a predicted model, not a curated record. Gene Ontology annotation, cellular component: Golgi apparatus. The transcript is spliced from 11 exons.
AAUGGUUGUCGUUUUCGAGCGUCAGCUGCUAAUGGCGAUGCCAUUUCGGCGUCGGGAGAUCGGAAACGUCAGGCGUUCCGGGUGUGACAAAGUGUUUUUUUGGAAAUUGCGAGAUUUUAUUUCAAAAACAUUCUGGAAGUAUAGCUUUUUUGUCGCAAUGACCUGACCUACUGAUCGCGGAAGGUUGCGAUAAGAAAAGGCAAUUUCGUGUGAUAAGUUUGGGCAGCUGAAGUAAGAUGUGAAGUGAAACUUCUUAAAACAAAUCGAUCACAGUGCGUAGAUGGACUCUGCGUCGACACGCGUCGAGCAAGUGAAUACAUUUGAUAUGUGGAUCAAUGAGCGAGCAGAAUGUGGUUCAGAUUAAGACGACCUCGUCGUCUGUCGACGAUCAUUUUUUUGAUCGUUGUAGUUGUGGGCAUAUUUCUGAUUUGGUCCAGGAACAGAGAGAUGAACUUUUAUCAAUCACGGGACAACUUUAUCUCUUUUCGAUCACACGAAAAUCAACAAGAGUACAUCGAUCGUCGAGGAAUUCAUGUUGUAGUUGGCCAUUACAUCGGAGACUCUGUAGAUUCCUUGAAAGCUCCGAAUAUCACAAAGGAUAUUAUUAACCAAAAUUUAUUCGAUCCGGUACCGUUCGAGGGUAAAAAUGGAGAACCUGUGGUUAUACAUCCGAAAGAUUUUUAUAAAAUGCAACAAUUGUAUCAGAUUAACCGAUUCAAUUUGAUGGCCAGCGAUAGAAUCCCAUUGAAUCGAACUCUACCGGAUGUUAGAAAAAAAAGGUGCAUUUCGAGAUACGCGAACUUGGGUACUUUGCCAAAAACCUCGAUCAUCAUAGUAUUUCACAAUGAGGCUUGGAGUACAUUGUUGCGGACGGUACACAGUGUGAUCAACAGAUCUCCGAGAGAAUUGUUAGAAGAGAUUAUUCUUGUUGAUGACAAAAGUGAAAGAGAAUUUCUGAAGAAAUCCUUGGACGAUUACGUGAAAAAUUUGACCGUUCCCACGAAAGUUUUGCGGUCCAGUGAACGAGUAGGAUUAAUAAAAGCCAGGAUUGUGGGAGCGACCGAAGCUAAGGGCGAGGUUCUCACUUUUCUCGACGCUCACUGCGAAUGUACGGUUGGAUGGUUGGAACCUUUGCUCGAGGCAGUCGGUCAAAACGCAACAAGAAUCAUCUCGCCGGUGAUCGAUAUAAUAAACGACGACACUUUCAGUUACACAAGAUCGUUUGAGCUUCAUUGGGGUGCAUUCAACUGGGACUUGCACUUUCGUUGGCUGACUCUGAACGGUCGGUUGUUGAAGGAGAGACGCGACAAUAUCGUCGAGCCAUUUCGAACUCCCGCCAUGGCGGGCGGAUUGUUCUCGAUGAACCGGGAGUAUUUCUUCAAACUCGGAAGCUACGACGAUCAGAUGCGAAUCUGGGGCGGCGAGAAUCUCGAGCUGUCGUUCCGAGCAUGGCAGUGCGGAGGCAGCAUCGAAAUUGCGCCGUGUUCUCACGUCGGACAUCUCUUUCGAAAGUCCUCGCCUUACACGUUCCCGGGCGGCGUCGGCGAGAUUUUGUACGGCAACAUUGCCAGAGUCGCUCUGGUAUGGAUGGAUCAGUGGGCGGAGUUCUACUUCAAGUUCAAUCCCGAGGCCGCUAGAUUAAGGUACAAACAGCAAAUUCGCUUGAGACUGGCUUUGCGCGAGAGACUGCAGUGCAAGAGUUUCGAGUGGUAUUUGGAGAACGUGUGGCCCGAACACUUCUUCCCCACGGACGACCGAUUCUUCGGCAGGAUAGUGCAUGCUGCGACAAAGAAAUGUAUUAUGCGACCGAGCGCGAAAGGUUCUUACACACAACCUUCAGGAAACGCGCGCCUGCAAUCGUGCAUACCGCGGCCGAUGCUCAGCCAGAUGUUCGUCAUGACGAACAGCGGUGUGAUAAUGACGGACGAGAGCGUGUGCUUGGACGCGUCCGACCGAGACACGCAGCAGAAAACGCCGAAAGUGAGAAUAAUGGCUUGCAGCGGUCGCGACAGGCAAAAGUGGCAAUACGACGAAAAGACAAAGGUGUUUUUACAUGUGCCUUCUGAGAUGUGCCUUCAAGCGGCAACCGACGACGACACGCCUGUAAUAGCGGCCUGUACUAGGAAUCUCGAUCAACAAUGGAUCUUAGAACCAGUUCCUUGGAAGUAAUGAUCGCGGUGACCAUGUUGUCAUUAAUGAAGAAGAAAAGGAAAGACGGUGCCUUAACGAGCUGCCCGCCCAUCAUCACGAUUUUACAUAUUUAUGUGACAUCAUCUCUUUGCAUUUCUGCGUGUGUACGAGUUUGAUCGAAAAUUGUUGUAACGCUGAUUUUUUUUUUUUUUUUUACUUUUUUACAUUGACAUGAACGAAAUCACAGGAAGUGAUUUUACGUAAUCCAACUUGUCUCUCUCCCCCCCCUCUCCCCAGAGUUUGCAAUAAAAAAAACAAAACCAACAGA